AUGGCGGCACAGCGUUCCUCCGAGGGAACCAAUGAUAGCAACGCUGUUGACAAUUCUACCAUUAAUUUGGAAAAGUUUCAAAAUCAGCCGCAUCCAAAUUCACGCUCACAGGAGUUUGACAACUCACCAACUUCCGUAAACAAUGGUGACAACAUUAAACCCGUUUCAAAUAACAAUAAUCAGAUAUUGACCACCGAUAAGGUUGGGCUGGCUUCCCAGACGAUAAAUGGCGCUGACGCAGAAAAAGUGGCACCGGUUGAAGAAAGAGUUUCGAAUGCGAAGCACACCUUGAACCGGACCAAAAGCAAUAAUAAAUCCAAUCCCAAUAAUAAUUCUCAUAGUGUCAAACAAAGUGGUAACAAGGAUUCGAAAGAAAAACAGAAGCAAGGAAACGGUGCCACCUCCGAUUCACGUGUGAAAAUCGAACUGGACAGGAAAAAAUCCUUGCCAUCUCAGAAACAGAAGAAAUUACUCACCUCCAAACCGAAAGGUGGCGGUGCGAUGACGGUCGCAACAACCGAUGAAGGCUCCCUUUCUGAUACUUUCGAUGGUUCGUUAAAUCGAAGGCAUUCGGCUCCACCUAAAUUGAACCGCCAAGGAAGUUCUAUCGGAAAGGAUCGUGAUCAAUCGAAACCAAGCCCUCUGAGGACUUCCGUUACACCCUCUCCUGACCCAUGUAACCUUCCACUCUUGUCACCCAAGAUAUUGGAAUUACGUCGUUCUGAAUCAUUUCAACAAAAGCCCGCAACCGUCGCGGAUGAGGAUACGUCCACCAUCAGCGCAGAUACUGCCAAUGUGGGUACAAAGAAAACUAAAAAUCCAACUCCCGCCACCAAACAACGCCGUAGGGAUGGCGUCCGAAGUCAAGCCAGAAAGAAUACUGCCGCAUUGGCCGCCUUACCAAAAGGAGAGAAUAUCCAAGAGUUGCUUGCGAGAUUGGAAGAGCAAAAUUCUUCGUUGCCUCCGCAGGAUUCCACCGAAUUUCUUUUGGCUCGUCUCGAACGUCAGAAUGAGAUGUUGGACAAUGAUCCGAAAUCCGUAUGUAUCCAAUCCAACGUUCUCAAGGCAAACCUCGAAACCGUUCAGUCCUUGAUCGACGACAUCACGUUGCCCGCCGAUCGAUCCACCUCGCCAUCCGAUGAACUAAUCAUUCCUGUACUUGAUGAAGAGGAUGAUGAUCUGUCGAAAUCGGCAGACCUUUCAAACGUCAUCGAAUGGGAUUUCUGGACGGCGUUGAUUCAAGAUUAUACUUCGGUUGCCACCAAACUACCGCACCUGCUCGCCGCCAAGUUGCAACAAGGUUUACCGCCAAAGCUGAGAGGUCUGGUGUGGCAAUCGAUGUGCCAAGCAUCCUCCACUUACUUGGAAACAAUGUAUUCCCAAUUAUUAUUGGAAUCCUCGCCGUACGAUAAAAUUAUUGAGCGUGACCUCGCAAGGACAUUCCCAACGAUUGAGAUGUUCAAGGAAGAAAAUGGAAAGGGACAAACAAUGCUGUGGAAUAUACUGAAAGCGUAUAGUUUGUAUGAUCCUUUGGUCGGGUACUGUCAAGGGUUGGGAUUCUUGGUGGGACCGUUGUUGAUGAACUGCCCGGAAAAUCAUGAAUGUAUGCUAAGUCAACUUCACGUUUACUCCAAUGCAGAUGGGAGAAACUCAAGCUUUUUGCGUGUUUGUCAGGUGGGUUUUAUCAAUUGCUUUGCGCUCACCAUGUGUUCCCUUUUUCAACACGGUUCUAACAUGGUUCGAACAUGUCACAGAUUGAUGGAGACUUACGACAUGCGAACAAUGUUCACCCUAAAGAUGGAAGGGCUUCAACAAAGAUUAUACCAAUUUACCUCGUUGCUCUCUCACAUUUGUCCAAACUUAUACGCCCACUUCCAAAAGCACGGCGUCCAAUCUGCCAUGUACGCCUCCCAAUGGUUCCUUUCUUUAUUCGCUUACACCUAUCCCCUUCCCCUGGUCUUCCGAAUUUAUGAUGUCGUGUUUGCAGAGGGUGCACCAGAAACAAUUAUGCGAGUGGCCAUCGCCUUGUUAAAGAAUAAUGAAGAAAAAUUGUUGAGCUUUGACGAAUUCGAAGAUCUACUGGAAUUCCUUACCUCUCGACUUUACGAGUCAUACAACAAUGAACCUACGGGAUUGGUGAAGGACGCCAUGGCGUUGAGCUCAGUGAUCACCAAAGCGAAACUUGAUCAGCUCUCCGAAGAAUAUGUCAAAGAUCUCGAAGAUCAGAAGAAGCGUGCCGAGGAGAUGGUGGCCGUUCGAUUCAACGGACGCUUUGGUCGCAGUAAAAAGGAUGACUCCAAACGGCGCGAGAAGCGUGAUAACAAACGCUGGUCAUUGAACGUCAUGCGCAAUUCUCGUCACUCGGUGGCCAUCAUGCAAGACAUGCAAAGUGUGAUCUCGAACUCGUCGAGCGAGAAUGUCAACGCCUCGAGCAGUGACCAGUCCUCUAAUUCUUCAGACGAAGCUUCCAAUCCAUCCGAAAAGGUCAAUAAAUCUUCCAAACUCGUCGCGUCAACGUCGCCACCGUUAUCCUCUUCUUCGAACAGCGCCGGCAUGGGCGUGCUACACAAGCAAAUCGAAGAUCUGGUGACAGCACUUUCGCAGUUACAGAAAGAGCACGCAGACGUCACCGAACAGUUGGUCAACAUUAAAAUGGAGAAGGUGGAUUUGGUCACCGAAGUGGAAGAACUAAAAUCCAAACUUCGAGGAUUGGAGAAAGAAAACAAACGAAUGUCUAUGUCCUCGACCCUAUCGCUUGAUUCGGCCACGACAUUAAACGACGAGAGUAAUGCACCAUUGUCAAAGUUAGCUUCGCUGAUGGCACCCGGUUUAUUGAAAAUCGAAGAACAACUCGCAGACUCAAUCAACCUGCCACGCAUGACACGACGGUCGUCGGUGCCCACGUAUGUCUCCACGCCCACCGAUAAAAUGCUAUCGAGUCUUGACGCAUCGCUAAAGUCCGAACUCUCGGGCCUUACUGCGAAUGAUUGGGCGGUGGAAUUGAAGAAAUCAUUACAACGAGAAAUGUUGAUGGCCGAAGAAUUGGUCGCCGUCAGAAGAGAGAAGGACGAAUUGUUGCAGGAUAAUGCCGAGAUGACUAAACGCGUGGAGGAAUUGGAAACCGCCGUGGCCAAUAGCGCGAAAUCGCAAAAAGCAUUGUAUGACAAAAACACAUUUUUGCAAACGGAGAUCGAACGAUUGGAUGCGGAGGCGACGCAAGCGUUGUACGAACAGAGCACCAUGGAGAAUGAUGUGAAGGAGGUGAAGACAUUGAGAUUUGAUAACGUGAAAUUGAACAAGGAGAACGAAAGGUUGAAGAAGGACAUCGCAGGAUUAGAAGCGAAGCUAUCAUGGUCUGAUAACAAUGCGGAUUCAAAUAACACCACACCUUCGGCUUCAUCACGACGCGUUUCAUUCUUGAACUUCUUUAACAACAACGGUAAUAAUGACCAGGAUGCUACGAGGUCGGUGGCAGCAGUGUGUUCAAAUGACUGCCCCGCGGCAAAGCGAGCUGAAAACAUGGAACAAAUGGCGAAACAUGUUCAAUCCCUGCUGGUCGAGAGCGAGAACGCGAGGGAUGCGAUGAGUGCCCAGCUGGAGGAGUUGAAUUCGUUAAUAAAUGGAUUCGCCAAUAUUUCAGAUAUCGCACCCUUUGAUCCUGAGGGAGUCACCAUCACACCGGAGAAUUCAGGACCAUAUCCAAAGCCAAGGCCGGAAAAGCGACUUUCGUCGUUGUCAUUGGCUUCCUUCUUCGGUUCAUAA
Messenger RNA from Acaulospora colombiana, 3762 nucleotides. NCBI's taxonomy places the organism in Eukaryota, Fungi, Glomeromycota, Glomeromycetes, Diversisporales, Acaulosporaceae. The record is from the annotation of a GenBank genome assembly.